Messenger RNA from Epithele typhae, 2700 nucleotides. RefSeq lists its product as uncharacterized. Gene Ontology annotation, cellular component: nuclear pore. Gene Ontology annotation, biological process: ribosomal small subunit export from nucleus; mRNA export from nucleus; protein import into nucleus. Bases 1 to 2700 code for a protein of 899 amino acids. The record is from RefSeq and is a predicted model, not a curated record. NCBI's taxonomy places the organism in Eukaryota, Fungi, Basidiomycota, Agaricomycetes, Polyporales, Epitheliaceae. The transcript is spliced from 9 exons. Gene Ontology annotation, molecular function: protein binding; structural constituent of nuclear pore.
AUGGCCAACGACGACGAUUGGGAGAAGCUGCUCGACGAACACCCUGUGCUCGCGCUACCCAAGAGCGUGUGUGGCCUCGCAGGCAAAGGCGAAGCUUCUCUCCAUCUUUCCCUCAGCUCGCUGCCGGACUUCGUGGACCUUGACCCUUUGGAUGACAAGCCCACGCCCUCCGGACGACGGCAAGCAAUCGCAAUUCGAGAUGCUGACCUCAUUGUUGCCGCGGGAUCCGAGCUUCGCAUUGCUCAGCUUGGUGACUCCAAGACGGCGCGAAGCUCGUCGAACAGGGCAUACAAGGUUUUGCACACGCCGAACAUCCAGUUUGACAUCCAUCAAAUUGUCCUGAAUCCCACUGGAAAGCUGCUUGCUGUAGCAAGCGCGUUUCAAGUAGCAGUCGUUGUACUCCCUAGGUCUGGUUUCAGCAAACUGGUCACCUCUACAGUCGACUGCAAGUCGUUCCAAGUAGGACAAUACAAUCAUGCAGUAGAGGGUUCUACACCAAUUGCCAAAAUAGAUUGGCACCCCUGGGGUCAGGGUGGCUCAACAUUGCUGGUUAUGACAACGGAUGGGAAACUUAGGGAAUACGACGUCUCAGUCGACGCCGAAGAGCCUCAGCAGGUGCUUUCCUUCAUGCCGGAAAAGACCUUCCGCUCGUACAGCGCCGACGACUCUGCUGUUAGAGAAAUCACUUCUUUUACCCUGGGGAAGGGACGAGCAGAUUGGGGACCUCUCACAGUGUAUGCAUUAACUCGAAGCAGUGACAUAUAUGCAAUAUGCCCGUACUUGCCCAAGAAUGCCACUAUUCCAUCCACCUAUGUUCAUGCGCUGGAGUGCUAUGUCGCGGCCAAGCAAGAGUAUCUCUCUCGUCGCACUUCCCAUUCGUCUGAAGAGGCUAAGGCCGCCGAAUCUCUCUCGGUUUUGUACGACCACCAGCACAAAUUCGUCAAUGCUCUGCUGAAGCAGCUUCCACCGGGCACGACCUGGCCCGCCACUACUCGUAUGGUGCCCUUACACCCCCCAAACAUUAUCAAGGCUCCCCGUACUCGCCAAGGGCCCUUCUUGCUUCAACCGCAGCCCCUGCUGGUUCGAAAGCGAGACGUCGACGAUGGAACAGACAUCGUCUACGUAUCAUUCGCAGAUGAAGUAGCUGGAGAUAGCGACGGAGACGGAGAACGGUUAGGUGGGAUUCUUGUCGCUCAUCAAAGUGGGACUGUCGACGUAUUCUUUGACGUGGAGAAGGUUGAAGCGCGAUGGAAUUACAAGGAGGGCCGUUCCGACGGGCUGCCUAUGCUUGUCACUUACGAGACGAUUGAUCUCGGCAUUAUCGCUGGUCUUCAGAAAGCCAGUGAUCUACCGCAAGUUCCAAACGAAUCUGAGGAGUCGAAACUUUUGGAUCUCCUUCAAGGCAACUCUCCAGUUUUCCUCUGUGACCCAAUUCACAGCGACACCGUUUACGUGUAUCAUGCCUUCGGGGUGCAUGUUCUCAACCUGGGACCGUUAUUGAGAGGGAUUAUUUCCCUGAUUCACGAUAGCGAAGAAGACAGCAGUCAAGUGAUUGGGGACAAAUUAGCGACUGUGCAAAGCACUGAAGUUCAGCCUAUCUUGCUGACAUUUUCUGUGGAGCAGCAAUGCUCCAGCCCUAUCAUAGGCGUCGCAGUCCCCAACGAUAUUUACUUGACCUACAGCAUAUUUCUCCUCACAUCUUCCAUGCGGAUGUCAGUUUUCCCCUUGACCCUUCGCUCCGAUACCUCGUACUCUAUUGAGUCGAAGCCAGCUGCACCUGAGAAGCUACAACGACAGCUGGCUCUUCCACCUUCCACCUCCACCACAUCCGAUUCCUCUAUAGCACUAUCGAAGGUCCCACCUAUUUCCUCCAUCCUACAACUCUCUCCCGACGACCCCCCGGCUUACGUCUCUCUUCUCGGCAAAACCCCAUGGGCCGUGCCCGCCCCCAUCGCCGCGCAGGCCAACGGCCUGCCUAAAACCCCCCGCGUAUCCCUCCCACAAAACCUUUCCGCGAGUAGACGCGACGCGAUGCUCACCCCCGACGGCCUGCGCUUUUUUGGCUCCGCCGUCGAGCGGCUCUCCGCGCAGAUCGACGACGUCAAGAUCGCACAGCGCGGCGCCGAGAUGCGCGCCGAAUUACAGAAGAAGGAGUUCGCCCGUCAGCGCGAGACGUGCGCGAAGAUGCUCGAGAGCAUGCGCAAGCUGCGCGUGGAGCGCCAGGAGGCGGUGAGCGCGCGGCUGGAGCGGCUCAAGACCGAGCAGGCGAGCUUGCUGGCAAGGCUGGAGAGGGUGUUGGGGUCGCUGACGAAGAAGGCGACGCCGGAACUCAGCGAGAGCGAGGCGAAGUGGUUCGAGGAGCUGAGGAGGAUGAAAGAGGAGGUCGCGGGCGCGGGCAAGUACGAUGACAGGUCGCUGACUGCGCGAGCUAAGAUGCUCAAGCGCGAAGUGGACAGGCUAUUGCCGCACUUGCAGGAGAUGAAAGAUAAGGAGACUGCUCGGCGAAAAAGUGUCGUGGAGAGCAGGGAGUCCAUCGGGCUCUCGCAGGCUUUCGAACUCGGGAAGCGAUCCAUGGACGAGAGAAGCCGUAUCGACUACAUCGAGUCGCAGGUCAUGCGUAUGGCUCAUAAGCUCGACGUCAGCCUGGGACGUCCCCCCUCACAAGCGCGCCAAGACGUGAAAGUGGAGGAGGAUUCAUGA